Messenger RNA from Thermothielavioides terrestris NRRL 8126, 2238 nucleotides. RefSeq lists its product as uncharacterized. The record is from RefSeq and is a predicted model, not a curated record. The coding region runs from base 272 to 2170 and encodes 632 amino acids. Gene Ontology annotation, biological process: calcium ion import across plasma membrane. The transcript has 2 exons. Gene Ontology annotation, molecular function: calcium channel activity. NCBI's taxonomy places the organism in Eukaryota, Fungi, Ascomycota, Sordariomycetes, Sordariales, Chaetomiaceae.
AGGUGUAAACGCAGAGCCCGCCCAGCAACCGGUCGAGUCCUGGAGGAUAGAAGGGCGAGUGCGCAAGACCAUGGUGCCCUGAGUUUCGGGCGGCCUCCCAGACUGUCAGGGACAGCGACAGGGGCCUUGGCGGCUGAGGCGAUCGAGAGGGACAGGACGAGACACAGUCGGAGGAGGAAAUCUCGCUCACUUAAGUGCACCCGAAAGUUGUUUGCCCGCGCAUCGACGACUGCGAUCCAAGCUUCCCCCGCACCGGGCUUCUAUCCUCGCGAUGCAGCUCAGCCCUUUGCAGUCGCGGCUUGCGGCGUCGCUGGUCGCCUCGUGCCUGCUCCUGCUGCUCUACCUUUUCCUGUUUCCGCCGAACUUCGCGCUUGCGGCCGAGCUCACGCCACCAAUCCCCCUCGUUCUCGAUCUCGAUGGCUUCGACUCAUCGAACCCGCCGACGCGCAGCUUAGUCGAUCCGACGUACGAGCCCGAGUUCGCUCCCUUCGAUCGGAGCAUCAUCGGCCGAGCGCCAGCAGGCGUGACGUCGCUCACCAACAAUGAGCCGAUGUCCAUGAACGUCGAUAAUGGCACGACGCAGGUUUUCGUGUUUGCAUUGCCUGGGGUAUCCGGGCGCGCUGCGGAGAAGGACCGGUUGGAGCUCAGGGACGACCGCAAUGCCUCCGAGGGGCGGGACGCUGGCGCUGGCGCUGGCGAGCAUCAGGAGGAUGAGGAGCGAGACCUAACAAGGCGACAAGCAUCGCGAACAGUAUACAUAUCGGCGAACACCUGCCAGCAGCCACAGCCGGUUGAUCCAUCCAAAACGACGUCCGAUCCUCCUCAACUUACUCUUUUCGUCUCGACAUCGAAACAAAACCAAUCCCCCGGUCCACUCGCAGACCCGGCCUCCCAGAGGGUGAUUGCAUUCGAAGAGGGUGCCGUAAUGUACAGCCUCACUUCGAACAGUGAGGUGUACAUCGGUGUUCACGCCCCGAAUGUGUCGCAAGAGUUCUCCGGGGUAUACAACGUCAGAGUGGCAGGCUCGGUCGACAACUAUUACUACAGCUAUGAUAGCCAAGACAAUGCGGACCUGAUCUGGGUUGACAGCGAUUCGCAAGGCGCGCUGUUGAUCACACACGACCUGACCAACAGCUCAGACCCGACUGUGAUCGCGCAGAUCAUGAGCACGGAGCCGUACGUGCUGUUCGCGCACAACACGCAGGAUCGCGCCAUCAACGGACUCAAAUAUUCGUUUUGUGGGCUUCAAAACUAUGCGCAGAUCGCCGCUAUCAAGGACGGACGGCGAACGGACCUUGUCAAGACGAGCAUGACAAGAAGAGGCCAAGGAAAUUUUCCGAAGCAGCAGUUCUUUUUCAGCGGGCUCAACUCGAGCUCCCAGUAUAUUGGCAUCCUAGCGAAGGACGGCAGCGCGUCGACCAAAAGACAGACCACAGCCGCAGGGGGAACCGAAGUCUUCAAACCGACCAACUUCAGCACGAAGUCAGACCACGGCAACUGCGCCUUGAUCGUUGACCUCGCCUUCUGCGACCAAGUCGCAUACUCGGUCCCGAGCAAUCCCAGCUUCGGCAACGCGACAAAGCUUGCCAACUUCUAUGACACGUUCGCCGCGGGCAUGUACAGCAAUUUCAAUAAGUCGCUCGCCCAGAUCCAGUGCGAGGCGCCCUCCAGCCAACGUUACUCGCUCGCGCGCAACUGCACCGACUGCGCCGCCGCGUACAAGGACUGGCUGUGCUCCGUGACCAUUCCGCGGUGUGAGGACUUCUCCAACAACGCGAGCUACCUGCAGCCGCGCGCCAUCAGCCAGCCCUUCCCCAACGGCCAGAUGUUGGAUGCCGCCACGCUGGCCAGCCUGCCCAACACCACCAGCUUCAACUCGAGCCGCAACCCGCUCAUCGACCAGGUCAUCAGCCCCGGGCCAUACAGGGAGGUGCUGCCGUGCGACGACCUCUGCUAUAAGCUGGUGCAGAACUGCCCGGCGAAACUGGGGUUUGGCUGUCCGCUGCCGAAUCAGAUUGGGUAUCAGGGGAACUAUGCGAGGCACGAUCCCUCGAGCGGGCUGACGUGUAACUUCCCCGGCUCGGCGCACUUCCCUUCAGCUGGUGCAAAAGCAAUCGUGAGCUGGGGGUUGCUUGUUGGGGCGGUAGUUGCGGGGAUUUUGGGGUUCUGAGUCAGGGGCAGUUCGGGCUGUUGAGUGUUAAUGAAAUUUCAUGGAUAAUGGAUAGGCGGGCGGCACUU